CGUCUAUUUCAAAAUCCGAAAAUAUAAACCACUUUUAACAAACAAAAUUCUACUUAUGAAUAACAAAAUUAUCGAGGCAAAAUUUUCGAUCCCGAAUAAACUGGUUUACUGAUGAUCUAUGGUUGCCUCUGCUUCCCCUCUUGACUGCUCAACACACAUCUGGGCCAGUCACUGACUGAUCAACACACUAAGUUCUUGGCCUCUUGGCCGGUCACUGACUGUUCAACACACUUCUGGGCCUCUUGGCCGGUCACUGACUGUUCAACUCACUUCUUGGCCGGUCACCACAGGGAUGUCUGUGACCACUCACCAGACCCUUGACACGGAGUACAAUGCAGAUUGUGUGGAGUGGUGUCCCCUGUCUGGAUACCAGGACAUUCUGCUGUGUGGCACAUACCAGCUGCAACAACAGGAGUCAACAGAAUCAGCAGGAGAACAGACUCGUGUUGGUUGCUUGUACAUGUACAGCCUGGAUACCCAGUCUGGUGUUCCCACCCUGCAGCAGUGUACUCGUCUGGACAUGCCUGGAGUGCUGGACAUCAAGUGGUCAUGUGAACCAGUCCAAGGCCACCCGACCUUUGCCCUUGUGAACUCUAUUGGUGAACUACAACUCUAUAAGUUGGGGUCAAAUAAGGCAGUCUCUAUAGAAACCAAGGCUGAACUUUCACCUCACAGCUUGGGACUGUCAUUGGAAUGGAACAAUUUGACUGGACACAGUGAAGAUUUGCAGAUUGUGAGUUCCGACUCAUCUGGUCAUGUACAUGUCCAUCAAUUGGGAGGAGCCAGCCUUGAUACCAUUGACACUUGGAAGGCACAUGAUUAUGAAGCCUGGAUUUCUGCCUUCAACCAGGCUAACACCCAGCUUGUGUUCACAGGGGGAGAUGACUGCAGGUUGAAGGGUUGGGACCUUAGAGCCGGUACUGCCAGUCCAGUGUUCAACAGCAAGAGACAUACAAUGGGAGUCUGCAGCAUUCAAAGUAACCCAAUAGAACCACACAUGUUAGCCACUGGGAGUUAUGACGAGCACCUGUUGGUGUGGGAUACCCGCCAGAUGAAGUCACCAACACAGGAGGUGGAUCUGGGGGGAGGGGUUUGGCGGGUCAAGUGGGAGCCUAACACUGCCAGGUACAUCCUCACCGCCACCAUGUACAACGGCUUCCACGUUUUAGACAUGACUGGUGAGAGCUGUUCAAUAGCCAGUCACUACUCUGAACACCAGUCUAUAGGGUAUGGGGCAGACUGGUGUAGGCUGCCUAGCAAAAUGAUGGAUUUCCAUGGUAAGCAGUUCACAGCCAGUGCCAGUACAGAGGAGUUACAGUUAGAAUGUUCAAAUACAAGAGUUAAAAGAGAACAUUGUCAAAAUGUUAUAUCAACAUGCUCCUUUUAUGAUCACUUGUUGAAAUUGUGGACAUUUUCUGAUUGCACAGAAAAUACAGAGUAAAGAGAUGUUUGUAUGCUUUUUCAUAAUUGAAGAAAUACAUGCUGUAUCUUGGUUAUCUUAAGUGUAAUAAACUGGGUAGUGGUAAAGUUA
Messenger RNA from Dreissena polymorpha, 1531 nucleotides. Its product is annotated as diphthine methyltransferase-like. NCBI's taxonomy places the organism in Eukaryota, Metazoa, Mollusca, Bivalvia, Myida, Dreissenidae. The record is from RefSeq and is a predicted model, not a curated record. Gene Ontology annotation, molecular function: protein binding. The transcript is spliced from 8 exons. Bases 293 to 1441 code for a protein of 382 amino acids.